UCCUCUGCUCCUCUCCGCCCCCGCUCGUCCCGUUAAAUUCCUCCGGCCUGGCAUCGGGUUCCCGGGGGAAAGGGCGGAGAGUUGGCCGCUUCAACUAAACUCUGUAACACAAGUAACCAGACACAGUGAGCAGACAAACUAACCGCAGAGCAGGAAGAGCAGGCAGCUGAAGUGAACCGUGACCGGGAACCCGGUGUUGUGUCGGGAUGAGGCGGGGAUACAUGUAUUAGGAGGAGGAGGCUUGUUGCUUUGCUGACACCAACAGUGUUCCCGGUAGAGAGAGACGCAGCUGCAGGUCUGAUGGCAGCCCGGCGGACUCGAGGUUUGACCGGCUCGGGUGUGAGCAGUACCACGGUGACCCGGGCUACUGCCAUAGCUGAGCAGCUGAGAUACGAGGUCUCCAUCUUACUGGACCUUUAUAAAAAGAGGGAGAGCUUCACCGCAGACCUUACGCUGACCGACGGUCGUCUGGUGUCCGUCCCUCCUCCUUCCUCCCAGCUGGACACCAGGGACAAGCUCUGGCGUCUCCACUCUGCUCUGCUACAGUGCCGCAGCUUGCUGGAGCGAUCCAUCGCCAAAGAGGAUGAGGAGCUGGGCGAUGGGAAGAAGGGUGAUUAUGAAACCCGGAGGAAGAUGGUGAAGGACAGGCUGUCGCUUCUCUUGAUCACCACUGGAGAACUCCUCAAAGCUGCCGACGGCGCGGCGGCCCUGACUCCCAGCGUGGAGGGAUUAGAGUUAGACGUUCCGACCGUCACGUUUGAGCUGAAGCUUUGGGUGUACCGGAUCUACAAAGAGGUGGACUACUGGACCAAGACGGCCAUCACCACCUUGCAAGCCCUGCCCACGGUGAUCGCCAAGGAGCGAGCGAGGACCACCGGGCGAGUCAGGAGCACGAGAAGCGCUCGGAGAUGAGACGUGAGAAGAGUGUGUGGGUGAAGAAGAGGACUAAUGAGAGAGAGGUUAGGGAGAGAGAGAGAAAGAGGUGAGUGAAGGAAUCAGAAGAUGAAGCGAGGUGUUCAGCCAGGAGCCAAUAAAGUGAGAGGCUGACAUAUAUGGUGUGAAAAAGAAAGAGAUGAG
Sebastes umbrosus (honeycomb rockfish) is the source of this 1077-nucleotide messenger RNA. RefSeq names its product ciliary neurotrophic factor (gene cntf). Gene Ontology annotation, molecular function: ciliary neurotrophic factor receptor binding. The coding region runs from base 301 to 912 and encodes 203 amino acids. Gene Ontology annotation, biological process: negative regulation of neuron apoptotic process; ciliary neurotrophic factor-mediated signaling pathway. The transcript is spliced from 3 exons. The record is from RefSeq and is a predicted model, not a curated record. Lineage: Eukaryota; Metazoa; Chordata; Actinopteri; Perciformes; Sebastidae.